Aptenodytes forsteri (emperor penguin) is the source of this 828-nucleotide messenger RNA. Its product is annotated as interleukin-1 beta. The transcript is spliced from 6 exons. Bases 1 to 810 code for a protein of 269 amino acids. Gene Ontology annotation, biological process: positive regulation of gene expression; cytokine-mediated signaling pathway; inflammatory response to antigenic stimulus. Lineage: Eukaryota; Metazoa; Chordata; Aves; Sphenisciformes; Spheniscidae. Gene Ontology annotation, molecular function: interleukin-1 receptor binding; cytokine activity. The record is from RefSeq and is a predicted model, not a curated record.
AUGGCGUUUGUCCCUGAUUUGGACACACUGGAGAGCAGCAGCCUGAAUGAGGAGACAUUUUAUGACCCCGACUGCCUCUACCUGCAGAAGAAACCCUGCCUGGACUCGGAGGUGACAUCACCCGGGGUGGGCAUCCAGGUGACGGUGACCCACGGACAGCCUACCAGGACCUUUCGCCGGGCUGCCACCCUCGUGGUGGCCGUGACCAAGCUCCUGAAGCAGACGAUGCACAAGGACUUCACUGACAGUGACCUUGGGGGCUUCCUGGAUGAUAUUUUUGAGCCCGUCUCCUUCCAGCAGAUCAAGGGCAGCUACGCCGGGGCGCCCGUCUACCGCUACACCCGCUCCCAGUCCUUUGACAUCCUCGACAUUGACCACAAGUGCUUCGUGCUGGAGCCGCCAACCCAGCUGGUGGCCCUGCACCUGCAGGGACCCGCCGCCAGGCAGAAAGUGAAGCUCAACAUCGCUCUGUACCGUCCCCGGUCAUCGCAAGGCGGCCCAGGGACCGGGCGGGUGCCAGUGGCGUUGGGCAUCAAGGGCUACCAACUCUACAUGUCAUGCGUGAUGAGCGGCGCUGAGCCCGUGCUGCAGCUGGAGGAAGCUGACGUCAGGAGGGACAUCGAGAGCAUGGAGCUGACUCGCUUCAUCUUCUACCGCCUGGACAGCCCGACCGAGAGGACCACCCGCUUCGAGUCGGCCGCCUUCCCCGGCUGGUUCAUCUGCACCUCCCUGCAGCCCCGCCAGCCCGUCGGCAUCACCAACCAGCCCGACCAGGUCAACAUCGCCACCUAUGAGCUGAGCGGGCGCUGAGGAGCCCCCGCACGCAAC